Strigops habroptila (Kakapo) is the source of this 4480-nucleotide messenger RNA. It is a transcript of the gene CCDC9B, whose product is annotated as coiled-coil domain containing 9B. The transcript has 14 exons. The record is from RefSeq and is a predicted model, not a curated record. Lineage: Eukaryota; Metazoa; Chordata; Aves; Psittaciformes; Psittacidae. The coding region runs from base 246 to 2153 and encodes 635 amino acids.
GGAGGGGGGGAAAAAGGGGGAGUGUUUCUUUUAAAAAGAGAGUGAGCUCGGAGAGGAGGACACAGGCACUCCAAACCCUGUCUGUGCUUGGUAUAUUAGGCAGCCAGUGCUCUUGGCUGGCAGCCCAGACGAGGCUUUUGUAAUCAAAACAUGAUCUUGUAUGCUGUGCAACCAGUGCGGAGAAAGGCCGGCUGAUGGCUCUCCCCUUUUAGCUCUGCUCUGGAAUCCGCCGCGCUCCGCCGCCGAUGGCCACCAUGCACCGAGCUGAUGCAGCUGUGGAGGAUGCAGUGCUAAGGAAGAAAGAGCAGAAAGAUGUUGAACUCGACAAGAAGAUCUUGGCCCUGCGGAAGAAGAACGAAGCGCUCAUACGAAGGUACCAGGAAAUAGAAGAGGACAAAAAGCGAGCUGAGCAGGAGGGAAUGGCUGUUACCUCCAGGAGGCCCAAGCAGGAUGGACUCACUAUUACCAUCACCAAAGCUCACAACGACCUGAAAGAUGCAAUUACCCAGACUGAACACUAUGGACAAGAUAGCCCAGCCCUCUCGAUGGAUAAAAGGGUGGUGAGUGAGAAAUGGGGGAGCCCCUGCACUACAAGCCCUGCGUUCGGCAUUGGCAGUGAGGAAGAUGAGGAGGAGGAGGAAGCAGAUCAUAUGUUCACAUUCAGGAUGGGGAAGAGGAUGCAGCUGGCUGUCACCAUGGACAACAAAGCCAAGGGCAAGCGCAUCGUCAGUGAGAAGCGCUCCGAGUGCUUGCCAGGCCCCGGCAGAGUGCCAGACCCCGGUGAAGAAGACACAGACCAUUUGGUGGCUUUCCGGCGGGGCAGGAGGAUGCAGAUUGCCAUCACCAUGGAUAACAAGGAAAAAGCAGAGGAGAGGAGAACAGCAGAGAAGAGGAGAUCAGACAGUGACAGAGGCCCAGAAAGUGAGCACAGACAGAAGGAUGGUGGGAAGUCAUCCCAGAAGAGCCCUGGAGACCUGAGUUUCCCCAUGACAGGACGGGAGCGCUCGGAGUACCUCCGCUGGAAGCGGGAGCGGGAUCAGAUUGACCUGGAGCGAGUGGCACGUCACAAGAACGCGAAGGGCGAGUGGCGACGGGCUUGGGAUGUGGAGAAGUCAGAGCACAUGUUUGAAGAGGAUGGGGAGCCAGCCUUGGAUAAUCCCAGCAAUAAGAAAGGGGGAAGAAACGCAAGGAAAUUCCAGCACAAAUCCUUUCCUCCCGAUGGGAGAGGUGGAGCAAAUGCGAACAAUCCUGGUCCAAAAGUGGUGCCUGCAGUGAGCAGCCGAGCCAAGGGGAAGGACAGGCUGACCGGCAGAGCCAGGAGAUGGGACGCAAAAGAAGGAGAGGACAUGUUGUUUCUGAAGGAUGACCUUGACAGCCAGAAGAGCCUUGGGAUGGAGAAGCGGAAGAGCAGAGGUGAGGAGGGGGUGGAAGAGAACUGCCCAGCUGAGCCGGAGGAGAAGGUCAAACAGCCAAACCCCCAAGAUCAUGGGGCCUCCUCAUCACAAAGGCUCAGAAGUGGAAAGGUCCAUUCUGCCCACAAUGGUCGGAAGGAGGAGCGGAGAGGAGCGAAGGGCUCCAGCGUGGAGGUGUCUGUGGCCAGCACAGGUGACUCGGAGCCAGGGCCCAAGCCAAGUAAUGAAGGUGCUGGGGAAGAUGCCAGUGGGAAGCCUGACGCUGCUGACAUCCCCCAGGAGAGCACUGACAGCACUGCUUCACAGAGCAGCCUUCCAAGCACCGUGCAGGCCACCAGGCAUGGCAGUGAGGAGACGUUGUCAUUGCCUGUGGCUGCGAAUGUAGAUGGAGCUGCCUUAGAGAAAACCACAGCUUCAGAACAGGAGUCCACUGAGGGCUCCUCAAACAGCCACGGGGGAAAGGUGGACGCAGCAGGAGACAGACUGGAUGCAGGUCAAGGACAGCUGGUGAGAAAAGGAGGGGAGGAAGUGACCCCAAACACUGCCCUUCAGGGGCAGGCACUUGCACUGAAAGGAGGUGAAGAUGCUGAAGGCACUGAACACAAAGAGCCUUUGCCCCCAGGGAAAGCCAACUCUGACAAGACUGUUGACUCUGAGCAGGACACAGCAAAAUCACAGGCCAGGGAGGGGGACCAGCCUGAGGGUUGCAAGGACAAGGACACUGGGGACACUCUCAACUAGCAGAGACUGCACUGGCUUGCCUGAGACAGAAGGAGAACGUGCUGAAGGUGGUGGAUGAGAAGAGAAGAGGAGCACAAGUUUGUCCUCCUUCUUUUACCUUCUAUGAAAUCAUCUUUCAGCACCUGCCCUGUGCCCCUCAGCACCCAUUCACAACACACGGGGUCCCCAUCACCACUCCCUGCUCCCAGUUUUGGCAUCACCCUUUCCCAUCCGUAUGCCAAAGGGCAGGGAAGGACACACACUCCCAAGCAACAAAGAAAACACCAUCACUUACCUUUUGUAUUUAUUUUGCCUCUCUUGCAGCUGUGUGGCAAGCCAAUGACAUGUCUACUGAAUGCACUUUAUCUUAUUUAAUAACUAAUUGUGUUUAGAGCUAAGAUUUAGGUUUCUGGGCACACCACCCCUUUCUCCCCCGAGGCUGGCAGGGCACUGCGGGUACCAGGACAGCCAGGCAGGGAGUGGGUGACUGACAAAGCAGAGCCUUAGGAGACAGGGUGAAGGGCGUUACGUUGUAGUUAGUAGGCGGGUGAUACAGUAGUGUUCAGAGCAGCUCCUGUACUAGAGGUUUGUAUGUGGUUGAAGUGUUGGCAGAGAUGUGUGGUAGUUGCGUGGGUCGCGGGGCACAAAGGGGAUGGAGCGUUCUGCAGAGUGGGGUGCUUUUGACAAGCACACAUCAACCACAGCAUCAGCCUUUAACUGCUGAUUUUCCUCCUCCUGUUAGAUGUAGCAGGGCACAGGCAGUGAGGCUGAAACAGCACAUCAGGAGACUGAUUUUGCUAAGGGAAGCUGCUGCUCAGUGGAGCAGGUUUAUAUGCAGCUCAGCAAAACCCCGUGUCUGCUUCCUGACACCAGGCAGGUUGCGGUACCUGGAGGUACUUGCAGCUCUGUGCCAGGCAGGGCUGGGAGGAGGACAGCACAAAUACAAUCAUCUUCCUUCCCCACACUGCACAAAGGAGUUGGCAGCAGGACCCAGGCCAAGUUGGAGCUGAAGGUCUGAGGCUUCCAAUCAAAUGCUUUCACCUUCCUGGUUGUGCCUUUCAUAGCCUUGUGCUUGAGUCAGAGGGCAUCGGUUUUGACCUGGCCUUAAAAGACACCUUUCAAAUGAAAGAUCUGGAUGAACACUGACAAGCAUAAAUGUGCAAGACUCCCAGCUGCUUGGGUUUGCAAGCUGCUGAGAGAUUCCCAGCAAACUGGGACCUACCUGAAAUAAGGCUAUUGAUUAAGGAGAAGGCAGAAGGCAGGCACAAGGAAUAACACAAUGUAAUAUAUGACUUCCAAAUGACAACAGGAUCUCACCCUCACGUUGAAGCGCUGCUCUAAAGCUUGAUGCAGGAGCAAACACAUGCAGAGAUUUAUUGGGGUUCACUGCAGGAUGCAUCUGCUAACCUCGGGGUAAGGCUGGCACGUGUGGGCUGAAACACUGUAUGCUGGUUUAAUAAACUAAUACUUGCACAGAUAAACAUUCUGGUUUUCCACGUACCUUACAUCCACAGCACCUAUCUCAGAAAGGACAAGCCUGGGAGUUCCCUCUGUGUGCCAAAUUCAGGGGAGGUUUCUGGCUUCAGACCAGGUAUUAUCAAGAAACAGAGUGUGCAGUUGUUGUGUUAUCAGGAGAAACAUCUUCAUCCAGACUGGGUUUAUUUGGACUUACCCAACAGAUAAAAGAACAGACAGAUAGAAGACAGAUUGCAGAACUGCUCCAGGUCCUGGAGAUCCUCCAUCACUGGUGAAGGCUGCUUUUCCUUAGCUGACUGGCUCAAAUCCCUGCUUUAGAUUGCUUAUAUUUUUUAAUUUAUUAUUCUAUUUUACAUCAGGCCCUUGACCUCAACCUGGUCCAGCCAGUGCAAGUCAUUACCAGCACACACCAGAACUGGUUUGCCUCAUGGUCCACACAAAACACAGUCUGAGAUAAAGAGCUUGCUGCCCCUCGGCAGCAGUUGGAUACACAGUCAGGUAGAGACACUGCCACUGCCCCUGGUCCAGCCCUGCUGCUAUUCACUGCCUCAGGCUCCUUUCUGAAAGGAAACCCAUCACUUUUCCCCCUUUCCCUCCUUUUACUCCUGCAAAUCCAAGUAACUUUGCAUAUAAUGAUGCCUAGGAAGGAGUGAGUCUGUACCAAGCUUCAGGGCUGGGACUGCACAGGUAGUGCCUGUUCCAAGUGGAUUUUUCCUGCUCAUUCCCACUUUGCUCAAUGCACUUUGGCUGGUGCCUGGGUUGGCAUUUUCUUAGAGAACUGUGGCUGUUUCUUCUUUACAGUAAGACUGAAAGGUUGAAAAGCUGAUGUAGAAGGAUUAUUUAUAUGAAAUAAAAGUUGUAAUGAGGAAAAA